AUGAGAACUGUUACAAUCUCCUUACUUCCACUUCUUCUUGUCAUUACGACUUUCUGUUUUGGUUUUUGCAAUGGCAAUGCCAACGUGCUUUGCAUUGAAAGUGAGAGAGAAGCCCUUUUGAAGUUCAAGAAUGAUCUCAUUGAUCCUUCAAACAAGCUAUCUUCUUGGGUUGAAGGUGGUGAUUGCUGUGAAUGGAUUGGUGUCGUCUGCCAUAACUUAACAGGCCACGUCCACCAACUACACUUGGCUGCUCCUUCUUCACCUCCUAAUGAUGAUGCAUCACUUGCUGAAAUGGAAGAUUACGAAAGAUCAAAGCUAGGAGGCAAAAUAAAUCCUUCUUUGCUCGAGUUGAAGCAUCUCAGCAUCCUAGACUUGAGCAAAAACAAUUUUAGCACCAUGCAAAUCCCGGGGUUUUCGGGAGAAAUUCCUCACAGCCUUGGGAAUCUCUCAAAGUUGUAUUAUCUUGAUCUUCGAGGUGAUAAUUGGUGGCCGAAGGAUCUCGAAGCGAACAGUCUUCAAAGGGUUUCCGUACUAUUUUUCUUGCAGUACCUUGAUUUGAGUCAUGUGGAUCUUAGUGAAGCAACUGAUUGGUUACAGGUAACGUUCAAACAUCCUUCUUUGUUAGAGUUGCACUUGUCAGAUUGCAAUUUAGCAGAUGAUUCCUCUCCCAUCAGUGUUAACUCUUCAAAAUCACUAGCUGUUCUUGAUCUUUCUUGGAACUACAACUGCUUAUCUUCAAUACCUAUGUCGAUAUUCAGUCUUCAUGGUCUUGUGUCCAUUGAUCUUGCUUCCAGCUCUUUGAAAGGCCCAAUUCCAGACUACUUCGGGAACAUCUCGUUUCUUGAAGUUCUUGAUCUUAGUUUCAACAAAUUCAAUUCAUCCAUACCUGACUCCUUGUAUAGUUUAAACCAUCUUCGAUUCCUUAGUCUUAGUUUUAAUUACUUAGUAGGUAAAAUUUCGAGUGCCAUCGGAAACUUAAGCUCUCUUAUUCACCUUGAUCUUUCGUAUAAUAUGCUGGAGGGAAGAUUACCAACCUCUUUGGAAGAUCUUUGCAAUUUGAAGGAGGUGAAUUUGUCAUAUAAUAAAAUUGAUCAAGACAUAUCAGAAAUCCUACAGAGUCUGUCCAGAUGUAGUUUGAAUUGCUUAGAGUCACUGAAUUUGGGAACUAACCAACUUUCUGGCCUUUUACCUGAUAAACUCGGGCAAUUUAAGAAUUUAGCUUACCUGUCCCUUGCUCAAAACAACAUUUCUGGUCUAAUACCUAUGUCCAUAGGAGAGUUAUCAUCUUUGAAGUCUAUUGAUGUUUCUGAAAAUCAAUUAAAUGAUACAUUUCCUCCAAGAGUUGUUUCAGAAACCCACUUUUCUAAUCUCACGAGGUUGACAACUUUGUCGGCAUCCGGAAACAUGUUGAGAUUUGAACCAAACUCAAGCUGGGUUCCCUCGUUUCAAUGUGAAACUAUCGAAUUACAUCGAUGGCAUCUUGGCCCAAGGUUUCCCCAGUGGUUAAAGUUCCAAAAGAAAUUGUCCGGUUUAGAUAUUUCUCAUGCAGGAAUUUCAGAUGUCAUACCAACUUGGUUUUUGAAUAUUUCUGCUCAAUUUAACUAUGUAAAUCUUUCCUCUAAUCAACUUAUUGGAGGGAUUCCAUACUUGAAUGUACGAGAGACUCUUGACUUGAGUUCAAACCGAUUGACAGGUCCAUUGCCAAGAGUAUUCCCAACCUUAGAAGAUUUAAUUUUGUCAAAUAAUUCAUUUUUAGGAUUCCUUUCUGAAUUUGUUUGCAACUCAUCAGAACAAAGAUGGAUGAGAAUUCUUGACAUUGAUACAAACCUUCUUCCGGAGAAAUUCCAGAUUGUUGGAAUCGUUGGCAGCAAGUGA
Molecule: messenger RNA, 1875 nt
Organism: Gossypium raimondii (Peruvian cotton)
Lineage: Eukaryota; Viridiplantae; Streptophyta; Magnoliopsida; Malvales; Malvaceae
Product: receptor-like protein EIX2
Exons: 3
Coding region: 1-1875 (624 amino acids)
Molecular function (GO): protein binding
Source: RefSeq, a predicted model, not a curated record